AUGGCCCCCGACGACCGCGACCGCCACGACUCGGCCCCAGACCUGCGCAUCCUCGGCGACAGAAUUACACUUCAACCAAGUGGAUUCGUCGAGCCCCCCAAAGACAAAGAUGAAAAAGACGAGGCGUUGAUGAAGAACGUAGCCCGCUUCCGCUCCGAGCCGUUACGCUUCCUCCGCGAUGUCUCCCUCUACGUGUCCGGAACAGGCUGGCGCGCCUACGACGACGUGAUCGGCCAGCCAAUCUUCUACAACGGCUUCUCCGAGCACAUCAAAACCCAAGUCAUGUCCGCCACCGUCCUCCAAACCAAAAUCGCCCAGCUCGCCGACCUGCGCAUUUCGGUAGAGGAAAAACAAGGCCUCCUCCCACCCCCAAGUUCAGGCAGGGAAUACGAGAUCAGAAAAGCCAAGAGACGCGCCGAGUUGGUCCAAGGCUUACAAGAAGUCGCCGAGCACCUGACGGAUAACAUGAUUUGCAAGUUUGAGAGCAAGACUUUCAUCCGCGGGGCGUACUACCUCGUCACGCAGUUGUUGCUGAGGGCGUACCACCAGGGCAUCCACGUCUCUAGCGAGGAGGUGUUGAGGCUGAGGAAUGUGGCCGAGGAGGCGGAGAAGAAGAAACAGAGUAUUAUUUUCCUGCCGUGUCACAGGUCGCAUGUGGAUUAUGUUGCGCAGCAGUUGCUGUGUUAUCGGCUGGGGCUGGCGCUGCCGGUGGUGGUGGCGGGGGAUAAUCUGAACUUUCCCCUGGUGGGCAGCUUCUUGCAGCAUGCGGGGGCCAUGUAUAUCAGGAGGAGCUUUGGGGAUGAUCAGCUUUAUACGACGCUGGUGCAGGCGUAUAUUGAUGUCUUGUUGCAGGGGGGGUAUAAUCUGGAGUGUUUUAUCGAGGGGGGGCGGUCGAGGACGGGGAAACUGCUGCCGCCAAAGUUUGGGAUCUUGAGCUUUGUGUUGGAUAGCUUGCUGAGUGGGAGGGUCGAGGAUGCGAUCAUCUGUCCGGUUUCGACGCAGUAUGACAAGGUUAUCGAGACGGAGGGCUAUGUCACCGAGUUGCUUGGCGUGCCCAAGAAGAAGGAGAACUUGGCGGAUUUCUUGUCCGGGGGGUCGAAUGUGCUGAGCUUGAGGCUGGGGAGGGUGGAUGUGAGGUUUCAUGAGCCGUGGAGUUUAAGGGGGUUCAUCGAUGACCAGAUUAGCAGGCUGAGCAAGGUCCCGUCUGCUAUCCACGUCGAUUGGACAGACACCAAGAAUCAGGUCGUCAGGCAAAAACUGCUUCGAACGCUUGGUUACAAGGUCCUGGCAGACAUCAACGACGUCUCGGUCGUCAUGCCCACCGCCCUCAUCGGCACCGUCCUCCUCACCCUCCGAGGCCGCGGCGUCGGCCGGGCCGAACUCAUCCGCCGGGUGGAGUGGCUCACGGAAAGGGUCAGGGCCAAAGGCGGCCGCGUCGCCCACUUUGGCAACCUCCCCCUCUCGGACGUCAUCGAGCGCGGGCUCGAAGUCCUCGGGAAAGACCUCGUCGGCGUGGUCGAAGGCCUCGCCGAACCGACCUACUACGCCGUCGACCGCUUCCAGCUCUCCUUUUACCGCAACAUGACCAUCCACCUUUUUAUUUCGGAAGCCUUGGUCGCAGCAGCGCUCUACACAAAGGUCAAGCAGGGGGGUGGCCCGGCCAUCCAGGAUAUACCCUACAAGGAGCUCCGCGACCAAGUCCUCUUCCUCUCCUCCCUCUUCCGCGGCGAGUUUAUUUACAGCGGCGAAGGCCUCCAGGUGAACCUCGAGCGCACCCUCGCCGGCCUUGAGGCGGACAACAUCAUCAUGAUUGAGCGUGACGAGCAGCGGAACAUAACCAAGAUCGGCCUCUCCGACGCGGAGCGCGCAGCCGGCCGAGAGAAUUACGACUUUUACUGCUUCCUCAUCUGGCCGUUUAUCGAAGCCUCUUGGUUGGCAGCCGUCUCGCUGAUGGGUUUGACGCCACCCCUGGGACAAAAAGAUGACUUGGGCAAAACCCUCUACCACCAAGGCGACCUCUCCUACUUUGAAGCCGUAAACAAGGAAACGCUCAAGAACUCGUACCAGCGGUUUGAGGAGGAGGGGAUCAUCCAGGUGGUCAGGUCUAAAGACUCGAGGAUCCCCCCGAGGCUCCGGGUGUCGCCCGAGUGGAGGCCGAGGAGGGAUGAGGUGACGGGUAACUUGACCGCCUCGGGGAAGCUGUGGGACUUUACCGAAAAGAUUGCUUCGAGCAGGAGGGAGGGGAAGAACAGACGGGAUGGGGCGACGGUGAGUACACGAGUGAUCCGGUUGACGGAUGAGCUGGGGCAGAAGCUGUGGGAGGAGGCCGUGAGGGGGGUGGAUGGGGGGAAGAAGGCCAAGGGGUUGAAUGCGCCGGCUAGGUUGAGUGCGGAGGAGGAGAGGGUGCUGGAGAGGAGUCAGAGGGAGAAGAAGAAGAGGAGGACGUUGGAGGGGAGGGCGCAUUUGUAA
Molecule: messenger RNA, 2469 nt
Organism: Podospora pseudocomata
Lineage: Eukaryota; Fungi; Ascomycota; Sordariomycetes; Sordariales; Podosporaceae
Exons: 3
Coding region: 1-2469 (822 amino acids)
Biological process (GO): glycerol-3-phosphate metabolic process; phospholipid biosynthetic process; fatty acid metabolic process
Cellular component (GO): mitochondrial membrane
Molecular function (GO): glycerol-3-phosphate O-acyltransferase activity
Source: RefSeq, a predicted model, not a curated record